Culex pipiens pallens (northern house mosquito) is the source of this 3246-nucleotide messenger RNA. RefSeq lists its product as uncharacterized. The record is from RefSeq and is a predicted model, not a curated record. The transcript has 6 exons. Lineage: Eukaryota; Metazoa; Arthropoda; Insecta; Diptera; Culicidae. Bases 66 to 2048 code for a protein of 660 amino acids.
CGCCAAUAAAAUCUUCUAGUACCGCUUUGUCAGUACGAAAAUAUUCACGGAGUCAAGCACAUCGAAUGUAUUUUCUCAAUUCAACGAUGAAAACUUUGGUCAUCGUUCUAACGAUUGCCAUUGGGGGUGGCCUUCUAGUUGAUGGAUUCCCAGGGAAGUUAGGCGCACAACGUUACGAAUUUCAGCAGCGAUCGGUUCCUGCAGAAUUUCCAGAAAGCAACAUUGUUACAACUCCAGAGUACCAGGAGCAUGACGCUGUUACCUCUGUCUACGUAUCAAGCCCCAAAUGGUCUCAGCUACAUCCGAACGAAGUGAAUGCCUUUGCAGAAAUAUAUCGUCAGAGUUACAAUCAACUGGUAGAUCAGUAUAACCGAAUGUUUGGCCUACAAUAUGGCUACGUAAUGCCAGUCCAAUACCAACUAUUUGAGCUUCCCACGGGUAUUUCAUGGCGGGAUUACUUUGGCAGCCAGCAGCAAUAUGUAAGCCAACAAACGGAGGAAAUGUCACGCCGGCUAUUUUACCAAAUUCAAAACGGCACAAUUGCGCAACAAGCUCUAGAGACACCAAGUUUCUUCGUCAAUCAGGUAGCAGAUUUGCUCGAUCAGGUGCACAGCCAUGUUGAAGAAGCUGUGUCUCCACAAGAAUAUCAACCUGAAAUCAUGCACGAAGAGACAGACACACAGCAGCAAUUCAACGAUAGAGAUCAUUCAAUGGUGUUGGCUUUUAAUCCCGCAACUGGAACAUACGAGUAUGUCUAUGUUCAAAAGACACUAAUCGAAGACACCUCCACGACCAGCAAAAGUGUAAGAACCUCAUACAUCCAAAGUCUUCCUCCAGUGCUGUUUGAUAAUCAGGCAGUUCGUCGAGAUAUCGAAAACAGUGACGAGAUAUUUGAAGAUACAACGACUCCAUCGUCUAUACAAACAACCACUGAUAAUUACUACAGAAGCACAUACGAGCAGCAACAGGUAUACGAUCUACAGUUUCUUGAAAAAAUUUCGAGCAGUCCGUCACCCAAACCAAACAAUGUAAUGUCUCUGGUGCGUAAAAAGCAAGAAACGAGCAGUAGUUCAACUACAACAACGACAACGAGUACAACGCCAAAGCCAACGACGGAAAGCAACGUGAUGUCCAUGUUGCCUCACAAGCAACAAAAGGUAGAUUACAUCAGUCUUCAUCAGCAAAUAAGGCAAACAUUGGAUCAACAUAUGAAACAACAAAACCAUACCGCCGAACAUGCGGAAACUCACUAUAUGGGGAUGAACAGCAAUCAAGAUCAUCUAAAACUAACGUACGAUGUCGUUGAUGGUCCAAAGCCAAAUCGAGAAGUUUCACGUGGUGAUCAACAAAGCUCUGAUGAAGACUUCGUGACGGAUGAAAUGGUCGAACAGGCGGCUACCGAUCCUACAUUCACAGUAGUUACACAAAGAGUCACAGAAAAGCCAUCCUCGCCAAAACCGAAACCAACCCAGAUUCCACGCAUCGAGCCGGCGGCCUCCAGAACCGUUCCUCUAUACACUGCUCCACUAGCUCCGUUUCCAGUAAUUAUUCAUACUAGCUACCCAUUGUACGCUGCACCCCUUGCAUCAUUCCCUGAAACAGUUCAUGUUGAACCAGCCCAAGUCCAGACGAUCCAAUUCUCCGAACUGGAAGACAUGAACCAAGAAUAUUUCCACCCCGUACAACAUUCCAUUCCUCCCGAGAGUUACGAUCAACACCAAGAAGUGCAAGUUCUAGAACAAAUUCCGGCAGAGUUUGUCAUGCCAGCGUACGAUCAACAAAUCGCUAUGACGCACGUGCUGGGUUUGCAGCAGCAAAGCUCAAUCGGUCAAGAUUUCAACCCACAAUUCUUGGAAAAGCAGCAGCCUCCGGAGCAAGCGUAUCGCAAUCCAGAACUUGACGCUCCUCAAUCGAUUGUGUCCACCAAGCGGGAGGAGGAGUCAGUGCAGCAGGUUCAAGAAGUAACAACAGCUGAACCCGUUCUUCAAGCACCUAACCAUAAGCCGUGGCUGCAGCGACAAUGGGUCAAGCUGGCCAAACAUUUCUGAGUUAUUCUCAUUAGAAUGUAUAUAUUAGGGUGGUCCAAAUCCGAGCUUUUUUGGGGCUACCCCCUGAAAUCAAAAAUUGACCCAUCGAAAAACGAAGUUGACUUUAUAGCUGUCGGCCACUAUUGCUAGUACCAACCACUAGUGUCUUCCUUUUAACUUCAGGGGCUUCGCCGCCCUGGGCUCCUAAGUGUUUGAGUACGGCACGGAGCGACGGCGCCGGAUACCCAUAUUUACACUUCUGGAGUUUUUUUUGAAAAGGUCCAAUAAAACAAAUUUCCAUCUUUUGCUUUUUGGGUGUUUUUGAAACCGCCUUGAGUCAGGGAUAUUAAAAACACCCAAAAAGCAAAAACUGGAAAUUUGUUUUAUUGGACCUUUUAAAAAAAACUCCAGACUUAGAAAUAUUCGAGCGUCCGCCGUAGGAUUCGAACCAGCAACCUCUGGAUUGUGAGUACAGUGCGCGUUCCGAUUGAGCCACACGGGCGGGACUAACAGCUGUUAACUUUUUUACCUGUGAAAACGCUAUAAUUAUCCGAUUCUUCCCAUUUCUCAGAUGUAGUUCCUUCAUUAAAUGUAGAACAACUUUCCCAAAUACGCCCUAUUUUUAGAGAUUUUUUCCCGCGAAGUUUUUUCUAUUAUUUUUUAUUAUAGCGUUUUUCAGUCGGAGGCUGGUUCAGCUCUUUUUUUCCCAAAAAGUUAUUAGCGCCAAAAACUGACCAUUUUUUGACCAAACGACGACAAAAGUCCAAGCAUCAUUGUUAGGUAGCCUUACAGCUGGCCGCGCAAAAAUGGUCAGUUUUGGGCGCUAAUAACUUCGCGGGAAAAAUACUAAAAAUAUGGUGUCUUCGGGAAAGCUGUUCUAAAUUUAAUGAAGGUUGUACAUCUGAGCCUAGUAAUGGGUCGAUCUUUGAUUUCAAGGGGUAGCCCCAAAAAAAGCCCGGAUUUGGACCACCCUGGUAUGCAUUAUAAUAUAAUUAUAUCAGUGUGACUAUUCUAGCUAAACAUUGUAAUAGGACCGAAGCCGAAGUGUAACCAAAGAGUCUAUCCUGCUCGUUCCUAAUGAAAACAUCAACAGACGUGAGCAGGAUAGAUUCUUUGUUUACACGUAGGCAUCGGCCCUUUUGCAUUGUUUUGCUUGUUUUGGACUAUGUCUUGUGCCAAAAAAAUAGGAAAUAGUCAAAUAAACAUUUGAUGUUAGCAA